Messenger RNA from Microtus oregoni (creeping vole), 5669 nucleotides. Its product is annotated as OTU domain-containing protein 7B. The transcript has 12 exons. Gene Ontology annotation, biological process: protein K48-linked deubiquitination; protein K63-linked deubiquitination; protein K11-linked deubiquitination. The record is from RefSeq and is a predicted model, not a curated record. Gene Ontology annotation, molecular function: DNA binding; zinc ion binding; cysteine-type deubiquitinase activity. Lineage: Eukaryota; Metazoa; Chordata; Mammalia; Rodentia; Cricetidae. Bases 356 to 2863 code for a protein of 835 amino acids. Gene Ontology annotation, cellular component: cytoplasm; nucleus.
GACGGUCGAGACCCACCGAUCCUGAACCAGCCGCUGGAGUCGGAGUGGCGACCCGGUGUGGAGCCGGCGGAAAGCCACUGGGGAGAGGCCAGUCUCGGCCAGUUCCCGGCUUGGCUCCGGCUCCAGUUCCUGUGGAGAGCAACAGUCGCGGUCGCAGUGUCCGCCUCCGCCUCCAUCGUCGUCGGGGGAGGGGCCGCUCGGACCCCGGGGUCACUGCCGAGGAAUGAGGAGAGGCGGCCGGGCCCCGCGCUCCGCCCCGGCCUAGAGCCUUGCCCUGAGAGUCGCGAGGGUUCAAGCCUGGAUUUUGAUCUAUGUUCUGCUCACAUCCUGCUGCCUGAGAGAACCUGAUGAUCCCAUGACCCUGGACAUGGAUGCUGUCCUGUCGGAUUUUGUCCGUUCUACAGGUGCAGAGCCAGGGCUGGCCCGAGAUCUUCUGGAAGGAAAGAACUGGGAUGUGAGUGCUGCCCUCAGUGAUUUUGAACAGCUACGCCAAGUCCAUGCUGGGAACCUGUCUCCACCCUUUAGUGGAGGGAGUAGUUGUUCUAAGACCCCUGAAAAAGGGUGUUCUGAUAGAGAACCCACUCGCCCUUCUCGACCAAUCCUACAGAGACAGGAUGACAUCGUUCAAGAAAAACGCCUGUCUAGGGGCAUCUCCCACGCCAGUUCCAGCAUUGUUUCCCUGGCCCGGUCCCAUGUCUCCUCCAAUGGUGGGGGUGGGGGGAGCAGUGAGCACCCCCUGGAAAUGCCCAUCUGUGCCUUCCAGCUUCCAGAUCUCACUGUGUACAAAGAAGACUUCCGAAGCUUCAUAGAGAGGGAUCUCAUUGAACAGUCCAUGCUGGUCGCCUUGGAACAGGCAGGGCGUUUGAAUUGGUGGGUCAGUGUGGACUCCACCUGUCAGAGGCUGCUUCCUUUAGCAACUACUGGAGAUGGGAACUGCCUCCUGCAUGCAGCCUCUCUUGGGAUGUGGGGUUUCCAUGAUAGAGACUUGGUGCUGAGGAAAGCUUUGUAUGCACUAAUGGAGAAGGGUAUCGAGAAGGAAGCAUUGAGAAGACGCUGGAGGUGGCAGCAAACACAGCAGAAUAAAGAGUCAGGACUGGUGUAUACUGAAGAUGAAUGGCAGAAGGAAUGGAAUGAGUUGAUCAAGCUUGCCUCAAGUGAACCCAGAAUGCAUCUAGGUACCAAUGGAACCAGUGGUGGUGGAGUGGAGAGUUCAGAGGAGCCAGUAUAUGAGAGCCUAGAGGAAUUCCAUGUCUUUGUUCUUGCUCAUGUGCUCAAGAGGCCUAUAGUGGUCGUGGCAGACACCAUGCUGAGGGACUCCGGCGGGGAAGCAUUUGCCCCUAUUCCAUUUGGAGGGAUCUAUCUCCCCUUGGAGGUCCCAGCCAGCCAGUGUCACCGAUCUCCUCUGGUGCUCGCCUAUGACCAGGCCCAUUUUUCUGCACUUGUGUCGAUGGAGCAGAAGGACAGUGCCAAGGAACAAGCUGUGAUCCCGCUCACAGAUUCAGAGCAUAAGCUGCUGCCCCUGCACUUUGCUGUGGACCCAGGAAAAGGCUGGGAGUGGGGCAAAGAUGACAAUGACAAUGUCCGAUUGGCCAGUAUAAUUCUGUCCCUGGAGGUCAAAUUACAUCUGCUGCAUAGCUAUAUGAAUGUGAAGUGGAUCCCACUGUCAUCUGAUGCACAGGCUCCUCUGGCCCAGCCAGAGUCCCCCACAGCCUCAGCUGGAGACGAGCCCAGAUCCACUCCUGAGUCUGGAGAAUCAGACAAGGAGUCAGUUGGCAGCAGUUCUACUGGCAAUGAGGGCAGCAGACGGAAGGAGAAGUCGAAGCGAGACCGGGAGAAGGACAAGAAGAGAGCAGAUUCUGUGGCUAACAAACUGGGCAGCUUUGGCAAGACCUUGGGCAGCAAGCUUAAGAAGAACAUGGGGGGCCUGAUGCAUAGCAAGGGCCCUAAGCCUGGAGGACUGGGGAGUGGGUCUGGAAUAAGCAGUGGUACCGAGACACUAGAGAAGAAGAAGAAGAACAACUCAUUGAAGAGCUGGAAGGGUGGCAAGGAGGAUGCAGCUGGGGAUGGGCCUGUGUCAGAGAAACCCUCGUCUGAGUCUGCUGGCAAUGGAGGGAGCAAGUAUAGCCAGGAAGUGAUGCAAAGCUUGAGCAUUAUGAGGAUUGCAAUGCAAGGGGAGGGCAAAUUUAUUUUUGUUGGAACUCUGAAGAUGGGCCACCGGCACCAAUAUCAGGAGGAGAUGAUCCAGCGCUACCUUGCAGAUGCUGAGGAGAGAUUCCUGGCAGAACAGAAGCAGAAGGAAGCUGAGAGGAAGAUCAUGAAUGGAGGGUUAGUUAGUGGGCCUCCUCCAGCCAAAAAGCCAGAGCCAGAUGGUGGGGAGGUCCCGCCCAGUGACCCCCCAGCAGAGUCGAAGGCACUGGCAUUCUCUGCUGGUUACCCUGGGGGCUUUACUAUCCCGCGACCUUCUGGGGGUGGAGUCCACUGCCAGGAGCCCCGCCGGCAGUUGGCAGGGGGCCCAUGUGUAGGUGGCCUUCCACCAUAUGCCACCUUUCCCAGACAGUACCCUCCUGGGCGACCCUAUCCCCACCAGGACAACAUCCCAUCUCUGGAGCCAGGCAAAGAUGGAGUUCACAGGGGUGCCUUGUUACCACCCCAGUUCCGUGUGGCUGAUUCCUAUAGCAAUGGCUACAGAGAGCCUCCUGAGCCAGAUGGAUGGGCUGGAGGUCCCCAGGGCAUUCCCCCAACCCAGACCAAAUGCAAACAACCGAACUGCAGCUUCUAUGGACACCCGGAGACAAACAACUUCUGCUCUUGCUGUUACAGGGAAGAACUGAGGAGGGGGGAACUGCUGGCGCAUAGGUUCUGAAUGGGUGGGACCUGGCGGGAAGGGGCUAAACAAAGAAAAGUUAAGCUCAGCUCUGGCUCAUCAAGACCCGGCCCCUGUGUUGAUGGGGCAAGUGCAGAGUGUUUGUGGGAGCUGGAGUGCUGGCAGGCUGGCGAGAGCAGGACAGGGCUAGUCCUACCUCAAGGGCUGUACUACUCUUACGCAGUUUGGCUUGAGACUGCAAGACAGAAGGGGAAGACUAUCUCAUAACCUCUUGCCCUAUUCCAGGGCCCAAGGGAAAGUGGGGAAAUAAUUGGUGUGUGUGGGUGGGAGGUGGGUGGACAUCUUGUGGGAGGAACCUGGAAAGAAGGUUUUCAGUCAGUUAAGGAAAAAUAGACCAAAGUUCAUUGACUUUAGAAAAAAAGCACAUGAUGAUGGAAUUGGGAGCAUAGGGCGAACCUGAGAACAAGUUUGAUCCUGGUCUAAAUUAGGUAGAUGUCAGGCAUGUGUGCUUGGCCUACUUAGAAAGGGUAUUUAAAUCCCAGUGAGUGGAAAUAGGAACCUUCAAGGGGGAUUCUUUGCCUCGUAAGUGUUAUGUUCUUCUAGAUAGUCAUCUGUCAUCCAUUCUAGUUUUAGGGGAGAUUGUCUAUUGCCCCCAUCUUUUCCUCAUCCAUUUUGAGGACUAAGUUCAGCUAAGUUUUAAGAAGUUGUGAUUAAAAAAAAAAGUUUUUAUUUUAAAAGCAAGUCCCUUUAGGGGGAGAGGAGGGUGGUAAGAGCAGCCUUGUGUGUGGGCUUCUCUUCAGGUGGGUGGGUACAGAGGAAUCUAUUUUUAACUACUUAGCAAUAACUAUAUGUGGGGUUUGAGUGCACUGAGGAAGGCGGAGGAAGGCCAGACGCUCGGCCAGACUGUUUGAAACAAUACCAAAACCCUAUACAGAGUUCUCGUCCUCUGCGGCUGCCUUUCUAGAGAAAGCAGCUUAGUGUACUAAUUUUUUAAAGAAAAAGAAAUAAGAUCCUGACAAAAAAAGAAUUAAAAAUUACUUACUCCCUAUCCCCAUUUAAGCGAUUUUUUUUCUCCUUCCUGUCUAUUGCUGGAGAAUGAACUUAACAUCCUGGCUUCUUUUGUUAAGCCAUAGCUGACCUUAAUCUAUGGUUAGUUUAUUAAAAUAAUAAAAAUACUUUGUAAGAAGAAUAUUUUUGAUAUUAGGGCUGGUAUUGAAGUGUGGGAAAGGGCCUUUUAUAAAGGUAGCUAGAGAAAUAUAUUUUAGUGAACCGUAGCCACAGGCCCAGAUUAGCCCAGUGAGCGGAUCUGCCUUUGGAUUUCUCCCUUUUCCUGAGCCAACCCUGUUCUCCAGAGGGGUGGAGUGGCCCCAGUGGUGAGAGCGCCCUUGCAGUUUGCACAAAGCACAAGUCUGGACAGCUUAUGCUCUGACCAGAGCCAUUUCUAAGAGCUUUAAACCAGAAGACUAUCUUUCACCAAUUGUCCUUUUUCCUUAUAUUUUUUUUCUGGGGGAAAAAUCAUCUAUGCAAUUGUGUACACUUGUGGCUGCAUAUGACAAAGAGGUGUGUCCGGAGUGUUAACUGGACUGUGCUCUGGGCUUUGAUUUCUUUGCUGAGUGAGGGAUGUCAUCACCCACUAAUGGAAUGUAAUUCUCACAUUUGAUCUAAGUCACAAAUGGCUCUGUGUGUGUGUGUGUGUGUGUGUGUGUGCGUGUGUGUGCGUGCGUGCAUGCUUGAGGAACCCUUGUCUACAUGCUUCUUCUGCCUGGUUAGGAAAAUGGUCACACCUCGCCUUGAUAACGAAGCUAGUCAAAAAUUUCUCAGUGAAAUUAUUUAGUUUUUCCCCUCCAAAAAUUUGAAAGUCACUCACUUCCAUAUCUACCAUAUCUGUUGAUUUAAUAAUUUCCUAUCGUUAUUUUUAGGCAAUUUUUUGUUUGUUUCUUUGAUACUUAGUCCUGGCUGGCCAGCCUGGUACUUGCUAUAUAGACCAGGCUAGCCUUCAAUGCAUAGCCAUCCUCCUGCCUCAGUCUUCUGAAUUGUAGGAUCUAGGCAUGAGCCACCACGCCCAGGUUUCUUUAAGCUGGAACCUAAUAUAGGACAAGCAUUUCUGACUGGUGUAUAAUUUAAAGGUCUAUUCAAAAAUUGAGGGGUUUUUGUUUUUUUUUUGUUUUUGUUUUUUGAUAGGGUCCUACUCUGUAGCCUAGGCUGGCCUCAAAUGUAUGACCCUCUUGCUUCAGCUUCCCAAGUGCUAGGGUCACACCGUCAAGUAUAGAAACACAAUAUAAAACCCAGAUUGACCAAAACAUCAAAAUCUUGGGAUAUAACAGGAAUUGGUAUUAAGGUAAAGAAGUGAGCCCUGAACUGAACAACUAUGAGGACAAAUCCUAUUUAAAUUUUGAUACGUUCAUAAAGUUUGUUCUUUUUAAACAUUUUUUGAUUUUUUAAAAAAUAUUGCAUCAAGAUAGUAUUUAUCUUGAUUCCUGGGUUUUAAGCACUCCUUCAGUUUUUCUCCCAAGGUGAAUGAAUGCCUGUGCCUUGUUCUCAUCCCUUUAGACUUGUCCCGGUUCCUGGAGUUUGAAUGACACUGGUGAAGCCUUCACCAGAUGAGCCUCUCCCUUCUGACACUACAGACACCAUGGUGUCCACUGCUCAGUCAUUCUCCCAUACCCUGCAUAGAUGCCUGCCUAAGUGGAUAGGAACAGAGAGCCUGGCAGGGGUUUUCCUAUCAAGUAAAACAGGGGAGUUGCUCUCCUUGGACUGCUGUGUUUGGACUUGAUAUGUUAUUAGAUUGUAUUUACCACUCUUGUUUUUAAAAACUGAGGACAAAUGAAGAGAAACAGAAACCUUG